This is a messenger RNA of Trachymyrmex septentrionalis, 555 nucleotides long. Its product is annotated as putative RNA polymerase II subunit B1 CTD phosphatase RPAP2. Bases 8 to 553 code for a protein of 181 amino acids. Lineage: Eukaryota; Metazoa; Arthropoda; Insecta; Hymenoptera; Formicidae. The record is from RefSeq and is a predicted model, not a curated record. The transcript is spliced from 3 exons.
GGUUCGUAUGAUGGUGAGGUUACACGGAUGGCAAGAGAACGAGUUUCUGCCACCGAGCGAGAAACGAUUCCUAACUUCUGUUAGACCUCAAUUAGAAUCGCAUUGUCAGAAUUGUCGUAAGUAUAUCGAACAGACGCAUCUGACAAAAGAAAAUAUUUCCAAGUGGCAAACUCUUUUCGUAUUCAAUCAACUUGUGGAAUCGCACAUAGAUCCUGACUGGCUCCUAGACAAUUUAAGAUUCAUAAGCAAACCCGAUAUGGAAAUUACGAUAGUCGAAAGAGCGAGAAGAAGAACAUGUGGAUAUGUUCUCUGUUCGGAACUACUGCCUACUUUUGAUCCGCAACUUGCAUAUAACGAAGAAGGCUGCAAACAGAAACUCUUCUGCAGUUUAUUUUGCCACAAAGCGGCCAAUUUUCUUCUUAAACAAAUGUUUAAGACAAUCUCGUGGAGAGAUAAUGGAGAUAGACCAGUCUUUAAAAUUUUGUCACGCAUUACUAAGUUUACAGAAACGUGCGAUUUAAAAAAUUGUGCAUCGCGAUGCGAUCUUCCUUAAAA